AUGUCUUCCCUUUCGCAGGCCAUUAAAAAUGCCCUCCAUCGUGGAAAGGGAGGCGCCAAGGCGAACGAAGAUACAUCGAAGAAAUCGUCGCCUGCCCCUCCAACUGUUGCUCAACAUUACGCUACCAGGUCAGAUCCGAACGUGAUGGCCCACCAAGCACACCAAGUACCUGGUGGUGAUGCAUACUCCGUCGCGAAUGAAGACGGGAGACAUAGAGGAGCACGAGCCGCAAACGCAGCAGCUCACGCGGCGGCAGAGAACCAAAGGAUCGGACAGUCCAGAGUUGAUCAGGAAGCAUUGGCAAAACUAUUGGCAGAAGAGAAUGAGAACAAGAACAGAUUGCCGCUGUAUCCGGGAUUGGAACGAUGGCAACUUAUCGAGAAGAUGGGCGAUGGAGCAUUCAGUAACGUCUACAAGGCCAGAGAUAAAGAAGGAAAAAUUGGAGAGGUGGCAAUUAAAGUCGUUCGAAAAUUUGAGAUGAACUCUAAUCAGGGCGAUGCUCAUCUUCAUCCAAAGUUCAACAAGAAGCAACCUAAAGGAGUGGAGAGGGCAAACAUUCUCAAGGAGGUUUCAAUCAUGCGAAAUCUAGAUCAUCCCAAUAUCAUAAAACUCAUCGAAUUCUCCGAGUCAAAACAAUACUAUUACCUCGUUUUGGAGUUGGCACCAGGUGGAGAAUUAUUCCAUCAAAUUGUGGCAGAGGCAUUGCAUUAUCUUCACGAAACACAAGGUGUUGUCCACAGAGACAUUAAGCCAGAAAAUAUUUUGUUUGAACCAAUUCCAGUUGUUCCAACCAGGGUUCCAAAACCAAGAUCCUCCGAAGACGAAGACAAGGUUGAUGAGGGUGAAUUCAUCCACGGUGUUGGAUCAGGUGGUAUUGGAAGGAUCAAGAUUGCCGAUUUUGGGUUGAGUAAGGUCGUAUGGGAUAGUCAAACCAUGACCCCAUGCGGUACAGUCGGAUAUACUGCCCCAGAAAUUGUAAAGGAUGAGCGAUAUUCGAAGAGUGUCGACAUGUGGGCAUUGGGUUGUGUCCUUUACACUUUGCUCUGCGGAUUCCCACCAUUUUAUGACGAAAGUAUUCAGGUGUUGACCGAAAAGGUCGCAAGAGGUCAAUACACAUUCCUUUCCCCAUGGUGGGACGAAAUUUCGAAAUCUGCACAAGACCUUGUCUCGCACUUGUUAACUGUGGAUCCCGUAAAACGAUACACAAUCGAACAAUUCCUCCAGCAUCCUUGGAUUCGAGGUAUCGAUCAACCUACAUACGCCGCGCUCGACGCUCCACCACUUGCUACUCCAGCCGUUGAGCGUCAAAGACAGUUGGGUGUUCCUUUACGAGCCUUUAAUGACCUCAUGGAGUCACCAGGUGCUGGUAGGCGUAUGGAUUUCCGAAGUCCUGGUGCUGUCAAUCUACGUGAAGUAUUCGACGUUGGUUAUGCUGUUCACAGACAAGAAGAGGAAGCCAAACGAAAGAAAAAUUUUAAGCAAGGUUACAGAGGAGCUGCUGGCAUAAACGCCCUCAACCCUAUCGAUGAUGACGAAGAUGACGAAGCCGGUGAAGAUACCGAGGCGAGCGAUGACGACAGCCUCGAUGAAAAUGGGGUAUCGUCCAAGGUACCGAGGUCCGGGCAAUCGGAUGUUGCACAAGUUGACGAGGCUUUGCGAAAUACGAGAUUGAAUGCAAAUUCUGCAGCCCCGGCGAGGGGAUAUGGACAACACAGUGCUUCGGUAACAGCAGCCGCAAGGCAACAAGUCGGACGCAGAAGCGGUGCUUUUGAACUCAAUCUCGAUGGAGCAACUCUUAUUGGUCGACGUCACAAGAAGGCACCACCAAGUAAUUUGAGGGAUUCAUCGGUUUUGGAUUAA
Molecule: messenger RNA, 1860 nt
Organism: Sclerotinia borealis F-4128
Lineage: Eukaryota; Fungi; Ascomycota; Leotiomycetes; Helotiales; Sclerotiniaceae
Source: the annotation of a GenBank genome assembly